CUAUGGCUUCAAAUGGAAAAAGUGGAAACAGCUUUGGAGUUCCUCUAGAGACCUACAAUGACUAUGGAGCCACUGAUGAUACAUCUUCAUUGGCGAAUAAAGAUUUUCUUGGUAAUGCAGAAGAUGAAGAUCCUCUAGAUUUUAACACAAAACAGAGAAAUGAUGAUCCAGGGACUUACUUUACAGAUGGCAAAAGAAAGAUUGAUUUCAUUCUUGUUUGGGAAGAAGAAAAACUAAAUGAAAAACAACAGCAAAAGAAGGAAAAGGAGAAGAGAGAGCAGUUGGAGGCAGGCGAAGAGGAUGAAGAUGCUCUGCAUGAUAAAUGGAAAAAGAAAUUUUUGCAUCAUUUAGUUCAAGCAGGGUUAGAAAUGGAAGAGGAUGUUGUUGAAAGUGACAAGAAAAUAGUUACAUACGUGAAGCUACAUGCUCCUUGGAGUGUGUUGGUGUUCUAUGCUGAAGAGCUAAGUUUCAAGGCACCAUUGCAGGCACAUCCCAAUCCAAGCUCAAACUGGUCAUCCAAGGUGUUGAAUUUUUUUCACAUUCCCAACAUGAUGGCACAGACAGUUCCUAACCAGCCCCUUGACUACUUCACCUGCCCAUUCAAACGAUCAAAGCUUGACAAGUUUCUGGGAGGAGAAAACAAGGAUCAUUUCUUUUCAAACACUGAGCGGUCUGCUAUUGUCAAUGAGAUUCUGCAGACUGCCACUUACGGCAAAAGGAAACGAGCUGAAAUUGGUAUUGAUCGUCUUGUUGAUGAGGAGGUGUUUAGUGCUGCCUAUCCCCUGCAUGAUGGUCCAUACGAGAAGCCUGAACAUUAUGUGAGUGAGGAUACUUUAAAUAAGCGGCAAAUACUGCAUGAGUACUGGGGACGAUGGGGAUGCUGGAACAAGUAUCAACCUCUGGAUCAUAUCAGAGAAUACUUUGGAGAAAAGAUUGCCAUUUACUUUGCUUGGCUAGGCUUCUACACAGCAUGGUUGCUGCCAGCAUCUGUUGUUGGAGUGCUUGUAUUCCUGUAUGGUAUCGUAACGAUAGGCAACAAUAUCCCAGCUAAAGAAAUUUGUGAAAGUGGUGAUAUGUAUCUAAUGUGUCCGUUGUGUGAUGAGCAGAUUGGGUGCCCGUACUGGAACUUAUCAGAUACAUGUUCUCCUGCAGAGAUGGCGUAUCUGUUUGAUCACGAAGGAACAGUAUUCUUUGCCAUUUUUAUGUCUUUCUGGGCUGUGUCAUUCCUAGAAUAUUGGAAGCGGAAGCAGGUCAGUUUGGCUCAUCAUUGGGAUGUUCUCGGAUUUGAGGAAGAAGAUGAGAGACCACGGCCAGAAUUCUGUGCCAAGGCUCCUUGUAUGGAAGCAAAUCCAAUUACAGGUGUGAUGGAGCCAUAUUUCCCUGAUGAUACAAGAGCUAGGCGCUGGCUUACAGGCUUGGGAAUUCUGUGUGGCAUGGUGGUAAUUGUGCUUAUAUUCAUGCUUGGUGUUAUAAUGUAUCGUGUACUCGUUAGUAUCCCACUUUUCCAAAAUGAGGCACUGCGAUCACAGGCACAAUCUAUUGCUAGUAUGUCAAGUGCUGUGGUCAACUUGAUCCUUAUUAUGUCUCUGGGUCAAGUCUACCAGCUAUUGGCACAGAUCCUCAAUGACUGGGAAAUGCAUCGAACACAGACAGAAUAUGAAGACAAUCUGACAUUCAAAGUGUUUAUCUUCCAGUUUUGUAAUUUUUACUCAUCUAUAUUCUACAUUGCCUUUUUUAAGGGCAAAUUUGUUGGUUACCCAGGAGAUUAUACUCGUAUUUUUGGUUUACGAACUGAAGAGUGUGCUAAUGGUGGCUGUCUUGUGGAGCUAGCUCAACAACUUCUGGUCAUUAUGGUUGGCAAGCAGAUGAUCAACAAUUGCCAAGAGGUUGCUGUUCCGAAAAUUAAGCAGUUUAUUCAGCGUUGGAAAUUGAAAGGCUCUUUAAGCGAUCGAGAAAGCACUCGUUGGGAAGAGGACUACCAACUUGUACCAAAUGAGGGACUCUUUGAAGAAUAUCUUGAAAUGAUCCUUCAGUUUGGGUUUAUCACGAUAUUUGUUGCAUCAUUCCCACUGGCACCACUCUUCGCUUUGCUUAAUAACUGGAUUGAAAUUCGCCUCGAUGGAUCUAAAUACUUGUGUGAGGUGCGUCGACCAGUUGCUGACCGUGCAGAGGACAUUGGGAUCUGGUUUAGUAUCCUGGAUGCUAUAGCGCAGAUUGCUGUUGUCAGUAAUGCUUUCUUGAUUGCAUUCACUUCUGACUUCCUGUCGAGAGCAUUGUACAAAUAUAAGCACAACGGUGAUCUUUAUGGUUACACUAACUACACCCUGUCUACGUCACCUGAAGGCUCAAUGACACAUACAUGCAGGUACCGUGACUUUCGGGAUUCAGAAGGAGCUUACACUGUUACAUAUUUUCAGCUGUUGGCACUCAAACUGUUAUUUGUCAUUAUUUUUGAACAUUUUGUGUUUGGUGUUGGCAAGUUGAUAGAUAUCGCAGUGCCUGAUGUUCCAGAGAGCUUGGACGUGAAGAUUAAGCGUGAAGCUUACAUGGCUAAACAAGCACUCAGUGACAUACACGUUGAAAAAAGAGUUUUGUAAAGACCUAACUCGAGGAUUGAUGUUCUGGCUCAGAUAACUAAAUGAAAUAGUAAUUGGUGAAGGCGUUUCCAAAUAAGGAUUGAUCGGAAUCAAGUGAUUACUAUAUUAUUAUUAUUAUGGCAUGUGGCUUCUUAUUAAUUUAAUACAUAUAUUUAUCUUUUAUCUUGUGUUUUUCUUGAUUUAAUUUUUUUUUUUACUAUUUCAAGAUGAUGAUGAUGACAUUAAAUUUUAAUCAAUUGAAUUUAAUUAUAAUUAUGCUAUAUCAUAUUGUUAUGUAAAUUGAUUGUUUGUCUGUGCAUAAACUGUUAUAAAAAUAUGAUGUAUUCUGUAUUUACCUUCCUUGUAUUAUUAUGGUUCUCUUGUCAAAUAACAAUAGACCAACAAGAAUAUAUUAGCAUAUUAUAUAUUAUAUAUUCUUAUCAACUAAUUUCUAUUGCGCCUAUGACGAACAUAUUCGUCUCUACUGUUGGUGAAAUGAAACAAAUAUUAAUGGUUAUUAAUUAGUUUAGUAAUUAUUUGUUUUAUUGCGCGGAUUCAAAAAUAAUGGUAUGGUAUGAUAAUUUAAAGAGGAUGAGUUUUCUAGACACCUAUGUUUUUCCUGGCAAUAUUGUAUAUUAAUUUUAUCAAUUAUUAUUAUUAUUAUUGUUUCCAACAAACGUUCUUUGCCCCUUUUUAGAUUUUGACCCCAGUGUUCUCCCUACACCCAGGCCUUUGCCCAGUUAUAAAAAUAUAAUGUUGACCAUUUUUCCAAUAAUCGUACUUACUUGCAUUUACUCUUAUUUUGAACAUUACCGUUUAAGACAUUGUUUAAAUCCACACUAGCCUGUAUCUUACAAUUUAGGCCUACCAGAAAGUACAUUCCCAUUACAAUGGUCUUCCAUUUCCAUGGCACAUGAUACAAACAACAACAAUAAUAAUUAUAAUAAAUAAUGAUUAUAUUUUGAAAUACUGCACACAGAAGUAUUUGUGUUGGUCUAUAAAGUUUAAAAAUUCUAGUGUCGUUAUCACUCGUUCACAUCCUCAGCUCCAUAUUUGUCUACUCUUGAGGGAGCUCCAAUGUCAAAAUUAUUCAGUCAGAUAAAGUGGUACUGCAAAAAUCAACUCAUAUCUGAGGUCUCUUGCACCCAAGUUGCUGUGUGAUUCAGAUUAGUUAUUAUUAGUUAUUAGUGUACAUGUACUGUAUUAUUCUUGUUGUGUGAAGGGACAAUUCUAUCACCAGCAUAGCUUCAGGUGGUUUAUACAUUUAAAAUAAAUGCAUGAAUACGAAUGCAAUAACCUGUGUAAAAGGUUUCAAAUAUUGGCAUUACUUCUCAAUACAAUUGUGCCCAACAGUAGAUUUAUUUUUAGUCAUGUUUUUGGAAGGUUUAUUUCGUUAUUAGAUAGCCUUUUGGGCAGAAAUUCUCUGCUGUAUUUGCACGAAAUAUGUUCAUCCAACCUAGCUGUUGCUGUGUGCUUAUAACCAGAGAUAAUGGGUUCCUAGAUAGAUCAGUAAUUUCAGUAUGCAAAUCUAGUUUUAUUUAUUGGGAAUGUGCAAUUGGUGAAUAAUGGAAAUUCAAAUUAUUUUUAAUAGUGUAUUUUUCUUUGUUACCUUACAUUACCAUAAUAAAGUUGAAAUGUUUAAAAUGCGUGUUUACGUGUGUUUGUUUGCAAAAAAUAAAAGAGACCAGUAAUGAAAUGUCUGCUAUAUAAUAUUUAUUUACUGUUUACCUCAAUUGUAGGAUUUUUCUAACAAUUGGAAUUCUUCUCUUUGGAAUAUAACAAAGGUAGACAAGACAACUUCUACAAUAGAUCACCACUGUUAUGAUUCACAAUCAUUGAGAAAAUUAGAGGUAUCAGUUCAUAUACUAAAACAAAAGAAAUAGAUUUUGAGGAAUGAGUUGGGAUAUGUAUCAUCCAUCAAUGCUGCGAUACAUCUCUAAUUUAUAUCUGCAUUUAAAUACCAUUCAAAUGUGAAC
Molecule: messenger RNA, 4552 nt
Organism: Anneissia japonica
Lineage: Eukaryota; Metazoa; Echinodermata; Crinoidea; Comatulida; Comatulidae
Product: anoctamin-7-like
Exons: 21
Coding region: 3-2597 (864 amino acids)
Biological process (GO): chloride transmembrane transport
Cellular component (GO): plasma membrane
Molecular function (GO): protein dimerization activity; chloride channel activity
Source: RefSeq, a predicted model, not a curated record